UGUUCGGGGCAAGAUAACGACUCUACGUUUGCAGUUCGUGCCGUCUGCACCCGCUGCAGGGAGCCAGGACUCGAAUUCCAGAGGCCAAACGCUGCCCUGUUUUUUUUGUUUGUUUGUUUAUUUUACUUCAUUUUUAAUUUUUUUUUUUUACCGUCACUGAGGCGAACCUGUCAAGGCAGAUGACGUCUUACUCUUACAGUCUCUUCGAACUCUCCCAGACGUCUCUGCCUCUGGUUAGGCCCUCCCUUUUAUCUACACUACACUUACUUUUACACCAUACCCAGAAGAGCCCCUGUCCUUUUCUCUCUCUCUCUCUCUCUCUCUUUUAUUCUAUGGGUGAAAACAAAAGAAAUCAAAUUUGUUUUUUUCCAUGAACCGGGUGGCUAAAACAAUACAUCAUUGUCAGGGCUCUGAGUCGAUUUCCAGUUUUCCUCGUCAGGCUGAGUUCUGCCUGUGUCUGACGUUGGAGCCCAGGAGCGGUGGAAUCAGGCACAAGAGCUGUUUCCCUGGACCAGCAAGUGGGGCCUCCUACCUGUGGCUCUACAUCACCGGGAACAGGCGGGAGAUCAGGAUGAACUAAACAGGAAAUUGACCUGUCCACUUUGGACUAGCCCUGAACUGUUGUUGGUGUCUGUUAUUCUCCCGGGAAACUACAUUUCCCAGCAGCAUAUGCGCUGGUUGAUUUAGUGCCGUGGACUCGAGAGAUUCGCCCACCCCGGGCGGGGGUCUCGGCUUCAGGCUCCUUCCGGGACGCUGAGCUCCGACUUCUGGGACUGAAUCGGGACUGGGGACCGACAGCGACCCACGUGUUCCAUCUGCUUCUCGCGGCUCUUCCGAACAAUACCAGCUUCUAAUCCCUCCCAGGUAGACCGCCAAAUCUGGGACACCCAAAAUCCCUCCGUCGCUAAACACCAUUCCCCCGUUGUUAUUCAGUUACAGGAUCCCAACAGCAUCUUACGAGGUUCAAGCCAUCAGAUGACCCAGUUCUUCAGGACCCGAAGAGAUGCAGUUUCAAUCAGCCAUUGACCCUAGCGAUGGGACCAGACAAAAAUGCAUCAGACACUCCAAACCCCUCGAUGCCCACAAAGUCAGCAGGAAACAGUUAUGAGAGACCGGGCUACGCCCCCAUUCCCUACCCAUUAAGACCCUUAACCCCCCACACCCAAAUUUUUAACAAAUCAAAAAGCAUGGAAAUGUUAUUCUCCCGGGGAACUACAUUUCCCAGCAGCCUAUGGGCUGGCUGAUAGAUAUCUAUCUCACCAGUGUCUGACGUAGAUAUGCCUCUUUCACGCGCAUGCACUGGGAUUCUUUUAAAAUCUGAGAGCACUAUUCCCGGCCACUUCUUUACUGUUUUCCCCUCACUGUCACGUCCCCCCACCCUUAAUAAACUCAUCCACGUGGGUUCGUUUGUCGUGUCCUGUGUCGUCCUUCGUCUCUGCAGAAUAUUAGUGUCUAAUUCGGUUUCUGCACUUAGACCACCCCUAAAACCCCUAACCCUCUAGCGUUUCAGCCUUGCAGCAAAGCUUCACUUUCAAAGGCAAUGAUCCCAGGCUUUCUCACCUUUUGCCCGUAAUUUCUGAAUUCUGAUUGGUGAAUAGGUUAGGUCACAGCCACAUUUCCAGUGGAAGACAAGAGUUGCUUGGACAUAGGGCACUGAGUCUAUAUUCUAUUUUGAGUAUCUAGUAGUUAUUGAGUUAAUGAGUUCAACAAAACUAUCGACUAUUUCGUGGUCCUUAAAGGUAUGUUUCUGUGCCAUGAAUUAUGAAUAUCAGUUGUGUGUCGUUUCUGCACAGUGAAAACGCUACAAACAGAACCAGAGAUGACUUUGCAAAAGUCUUUCCGCAGCCCUGGAGGGGAGGGAGGAUGCUCUCGUCCCUUAGAAGGCUGUGAACCGAGCAUGUCCGGGCAGCAACCCCGUGGCUCAAAAUUCGGCUCAACGUCGACACCCAGCGGCAUGGAAAAGAACUUGCUCGGCUACAGCCCGAGGCCCUGGCGGCCCUGCUGCGCAGGCGCUCUGAGUCACUGAGGCACCGCGCCCGCUCAUCACUGCGCCUGCGCACCCCACUGGCCCGCGGUCUUAAGCAGUGCCAGGCGCAGUGCGCCUGCGCGGCAAGCAGCUGGCGGAAACGCAGGACAGACCUAUGGUGAGGGCCGCUUCCGGUCGGAGCGAAGCUGGGCGUACUGAGAGGGACGUUGAGAGGCUGGAGUUCAAACCAGAGGACUUGCUGCCCCUUCGAUGGCCACCUCACAAGCUUCACAGACCGUCGCAGCUCACGUCCCCUUUGCAGAUUUAUGUUCCACGUUGGAACGGAUACAUAAAAGUAAAGACCGUGCAGAGAAGAUCAGGCACUUCAAGGAAUUUUUAGAUUCUUGGAGGAAAUUUCACGAUGCCCUUCAUAAGAACAAGAAGGACGUUCCGGACUCCUUUUACCCGGCCAUGAGACUUAUUCUCCCUCAGUUAGAGAGAGAAAGGAUGGCGUAUGGUAUCAAAGAAACCAUGCUGGCUAAGCUUUACAUUGAAUUACUGAAUUUACCAAGAGAAGGCAAGGACGCCCUGAAGCUCCUGAAUUACCGAACACCGAGUGGCGCCCGCUCGGAUGCUGGGGACUUUGCGAUGAUUGCGUACUUCGUGUUGAAGCCGCGGUGCUUACAGAAAGGGAGCUUAACCAUACAGCAGGUGAAUGAACUCUUGGACUUAGUUGCCAGCAAUAAUUCGGGCAAAAGAAAAGACCUAGUCAAAAAGAGCCUUCUCCAGUUGAUAUCCCAGAGUUCAGCCCUAGAGCAGAAGUGGCUGAUUCGCAUGAUCAUUAAAGACUUAAAACUUGGCGUCAGCCAGCAAACGAUACUGAACGUUUUUCAUAACGACGCAGUUGAGUUGCACAACGUCACCACGGAUCUGGAGAAGGUCUGCCAGCAACUCCAUGACCCCUCCAUAGGGCUCAGUGAUAUCUCUAUCAGCCUCUUUUCUGCCUUUAAGCCGAUGCUAGCCGCCGUCGCCGAUGUGGAGCGCGUGGAAAAGGACAUGAAGCAGCAGAGUUUCUACAUCGAGACCAAGCUGGACGGCGAGCGCAUGCAGAUGCACAAAGACGGGGAAGUGUAUCGGUACUUCUCCAGAAACGGCUAUAACUACACCGACCAGUUUGGCGCAUCCCCACAGGAGGGCUCCCUCACCCCCUUCAUCCACGACGCCUUCCGGACAGAUGUGCAAGAGUGCAUUCUCGACGGCGAGAUGAUGGCCUACAACCCGACCACGCAGACGUUCAUGCAGAAGGGGGUCAAGUUUGACAUCAAAAGGAUGGUGGAGGAUUCCGACCUGCAGACGUGUUACUGUGUCUUCGACGUGUUGAUGGUUAAUAAUAAGAAGCUAGGGCGUGAGACCCUGAGGAAGAGAUAUGAGAUCCUCAGCAGUACUCUGACACCCAUCCAGGGUCGAAUAGAGAUCGUGCAGAAGAAGCUAGCUCACACGAAGAAUGAGGUGGUGGACGCCUUAAAUGAAGCCAUCGAUAACAGAGAGGAGGGCAUCAUGGUUAAACACCCUCUGUCAAUUUACAAGCCAGACAAGAGAGGUGAAGGGUGGCUGAAAAUUAAACCAGAGUAUGUCACUGGGUUAAUGGAUGAAUUAGACCUCUUAAUUGUGGGGGGCUACUGGGGGAAAGGUUCUCGAGGUGGCAUGAUGUCUCACUUUUUGUGUGCGGUGGCAGAGGCGCCGCCUCACGGUGAGAGGCCGUCUGUGUUCCAUACUCUGUGCCGUGUUGGGUCAGGAUACACCAUGAAGGAGCUCUAUGAUCUUGGCCUGAAAUUGGCCAAAUUUUGGAAGCCUUUCCAUAAGAAAUCUCCACCGAGUAGCAUUUUAUGCGGCACCGAGAAGCCGGAAGUGUACAUCGAGCCUCAUCACUCCGUGAUUGUCCAGAUCAAGGCGGCAGAGAUCGUCCCCAGUGACAUGUACAAGACUGGCACCACGCUGCGCUUCCCCCGCAUCGAGAAGAUCAGAGAUGACAAGGAGUGGCAUGAGUGUAUGACCCUGGGUGACCUGGAAGAGCUGAGGGGGAGAGCAUCUGGGAAGCUUGCCACAAAGCACCUUCAUGUGGGCGACGAUGACGAACCUAGAGAAAAGAGACGGAAACCCGUCUCCAAAAUGAAAAAAACCAUCGGAAUCAUCGAACACUUCAAAGCGCCUAACCUCUCUAACGUGAGCAAGGUUUCUAACGUAUUUGAGGACGUUGAGUUUUGUGUUAUGACUGGGGUGGAGGGCUACCCCAAGCCUGACCUGGAGAACAGAAUCGCAGAACUUGGGGGCUGCGUCGUGCAGAAUCCAGGCCCAGAAACGUACUGUGUGAUCGCAGGGUGCAAGAACAUCAGAGUGAGGAACAUUAUCUCCUCCGGCGAGCACGAUGUCGUCAAGCCCGAGUGGCUGCUGGAGUGUUUGAAAACAAAGACGUGUGUGCCGUGGCAGCCCCGCUUCAUGGUUCACAUGUGCCCGUCAACGAAGCAGCACUUUGCCCGUGAAUAUGAUUGCUAUGGCGACAGCUAUUUUGUUGAUACAGAUUUAGAUCAACUGAAAGAAGUGUUUUCAGGAAUUAAACCCAGGGAGCAGCAGACUCCUGAAGAAAUGGCCCCCGUGAUCGCCGACCUAGAAUACCGCUAUUCCUGGGAUCGCUCUCCUCUCAGUAUGUUUCGGCACUGCACCGUGUAUCUGGACUUGUACGCCGUUCUCAACGACUUGAGCUCCAAAAUCGAAGCAACGAGAUUAGGUGUGACUGCGCUCGAGCUGCGGUUUCAUGGAGCCAGGGUAGUGUCCUGCUUAUCUGAGGGGGUGUCUCAUGUGAUCGUUGGGGAAGAUCGGAGCCGAGUUGCAGACUUCAAAGCUUUCAGAAGGACUCUUAAGAAAAAGUUUAAGAUCCUGCAAGAACGUUGGGUGACCGAUUCAGUAGACAAGUGCGAGCUUCAGGAUGAAAGUCAGUAUUUGCUCUAGCGCUAGCUCUCCAGGGAGCGCAUUGGCACUCACGGUGAAACAGCCAGCGACAUUCAUUUUACCUCUCAAAUACUUCAAACGCGUUCGUUACCCGAAGACAGUAAUUUUUAGGUAGAAAAGACGAAAGAAAAGGACCACCGCUAAAAACAAAGUUCCUAACUUGGCUGAUAGCCAUGACGCACAAGCACAAUGACAGUUUCAGGAGGCCCUUGUGCCGCAGCCAUGCAGAAGCUAGAAUUUGAUUCGAUAUUAGUAAAGUAUGUUUGGAAGCUUUUAGGACUAUCACAGACUCUGGCUUUCUAAACAGAAUUUUCCAGAGUUAAAAAUUGUACUUGUUUUUAGCUAGUAAAAGAAUUAUUCAAAAAAUCCGAGUUACUACAGUUAGACUUAUGAAAGUAAGUCUUUUUAUUCAAGAGCUCAAAUGCCUCCUGGAAGCAUGAACUAUUUUAAUAAGCAGUUUUUUAUGAUUAUGGUCAAAUGAAUUAAUAAGAUUUCUUGAUAAUGUGGGGGAAGUUAAAAGAAGAAUCAUCUAAACCCCGGACAUGAGACGUUGAUUGACUUGAUUACAAAAUAAAAACCUUUGCAGUUUUAAGUUAUCUUAGAUUUAAUCUUUCUGAAGUGGGACAUGUUUCGUAGAGAAAGGCUUUUCAUGAAUGUACACUCCAGCAUUAACAGAGUUCACAGAGCUUGCCUCCUGUUGGUGACCCUCUGAGGAGCUGCCCAUACAGAGAGCAAGCUGUGACGUCACUAGAGAAAGCUUUGACUUUUAGAGAUGGCUUUUAUAGUUAAUUGAAGUCACAAUGUUGUAUAUUAUAUCUGUAUUCAGAAAUGUACUUCCAUGGCAGCCCUGCAAGGGAGAAGUGUGGAACCUGAGGCAAUGGGUAUCAGCUAUCUGAAGCAAUUAGACUUCUUUUUGAAGCAAUUAAAUAAAUGUUUGUGGUUAUGGUAAUUUAAAUAAAAUUAUUAAAUAUUUAAUGUAAUACCAAAAUAAUUAAUGUUCACUUAUUUUAAAGCAUUUCCUCAUAGUUCUUUUAUUCAGAUUUUAUAGUGCUAUUAUACUUUGUGUCUUUGUGUGAGGUGGGUAUCCAGGGUGACCUUGCACUUACAGUAAUGUGACUGUAAGCUCCCAAGUAUUGAAAUUACAGAUGUGAGCCAUCGCUCUGUCUGUUUACUUUCAGACUAGCUUCGUCAUGUUCCUUCUGGAAUCGUUGGGUUUCACAUACCAAAUGAACUUUGACAAUUUAAGAGUGUACUUCUUCAUGUUUAUAGAGGCAUAUUCCAAAGUGCAAGUAUAGUUGAAGGUUUAUAGUUUUCCUACCAAAGGUAAUGUUUGUUUAUGGUGUCCAUGGCAAGGAGCCAUGAAGCCACUGUUCAGGUAGCAAUGCUGAAACUUACUAUGCUUAUUUAUUUCCUCAGUAAGUUGUGAGAAUAUUUGCAGGCCGUAAAAGUUGCCUCACCGCCUCACUGCAGGCUAGCACUGGAAGGGACGCACCUCCUGGACGUCUUAACCUGGGCCAGCACUGAGUGAGCUCCUCUCAUUCCAUCCACUUUUCCUCAUCCCGUCAAGCGGUGCGGUGGAUCUGUUACGAGGUCAGCGUGCUUGUGUGAUGGCUCUAAGUUUGGUUGUCAGUUUGACUGUCUCUGGGACCAACUGAAACACAGGCUGCUGGGCACUCCUGUGAGGGGUGUGAGGGGUUAAACAGGAAGACUCCCCCUGAGUGUGGGUGACACCUGGUGGCAGUCCAGAUGACAGGACACGGAAGGUGGACACAGUUCUUCCCUCACUGUCGCUGACAAGCUCAUCUGUCCCUUGCCUGUGUUGGAACCUGCUUCUUCAGGAUCCUCGCGGAGGCUGAAGACCAGCAUUCCAGGAAUCCCCCAGGGCCAAACAGGGACUGCCGAGACAUCCAGCUUCAUAGACCAAGUAACUUCUAGAUUCACAGCCUCCUGUACGAGGUGGCCAUCCUUUGCCAACCUGAAAAAUGUCCUGUACUUCAGCCCAGUAAAUCUCUUUUUAAUACGUGGA
Molecule: messenger RNA, 6998 nt
Organism: Myodes glareolus (Bank vole)
Lineage: Eukaryota; Metazoa; Chordata; Mammalia; Rodentia; Cricetidae
Gene: Lig4
Product: DNA ligase 4
Biological process (GO): nucleotide-excision repair, DNA gap filling; DNA biosynthetic process; double-strand break repair via nonhomologous end joining
Cellular component (GO): DNA ligase IV complex; DNA-dependent protein kinase-DNA ligase 4 complex
Molecular function (GO): ATP binding; DNA binding; DNA ligase (ATP) activity
Source: RefSeq, a predicted model, not a curated record